CCUUCUCUCUGCGAUCGCUGCUCUGUUCUAACCUGCUAGGAAAUCGCUAUCGCAUACAGACAAUGUCUUGCUGACUCUCGAUCGAUAUCCUGCAUACCCAUACCUAUCCUCCUUAACGCGUGUGAAUGCGGCUCCAAGGAGCCGUUUGCCCCAAGACAACUUAACAAGACCCCACUACCAAGUACCACUGCAAAUCGACGCGGAUGGCCGUUCCGUCAGCUCGCGAUCUCGAUGAAGUCCUUCCGGGCACACGACGUCUCUUCGCCGACGAGCACGCCAGCGUCGCUUCCGGUGAUGCCAGUAUCGAAAAGCACGGCGAUGUCAUCCUCGUCCCCCCUCCGACAAAGUCUCCCAAUGAUCCAUUGAACUGGAGUCUUGCGCGCAAGACCUGGCAUUCGUUUCUCGUGUGCUACAUUGUCGCUUUGACCGCCGCCACCUCCAAUGUCGCUGGCGCUGCGAGCACAGGCGUCAAUGAACAAUACGGGAUUAGUUACGAUGUUUUCAAUACGGGCGCUGGUGUGCUCUUUGUCGCAAUCGGAUACUGGACGCUUCUCAGCUCGCCUGCGACGCAUCUUUACGGACGACGAAUUCUAUACUUGGUAGGGACGGUAUGGGGUCUUAUUGGCAACAUUUGGUUCGGCCAUUUGAAGAACACCGGCGACACGAUCUGGUCCCAGCUCUUUGUCGGGGCUUCCGAGUCUGUCGCUGAGGCCGUUGUUCAAUUGUCUCUGCUGGACAUUUGGUUCGAGCACCAGAAUGGUACUUCGCUGGGUAUGUACACCCUUGCCACUACAGUCGGAACCUAUGUUGGUCCUUUGAUCGGAGGCCAUUUGGCAGAGAAUGUCGGGUGGCGCUGGAUUGGCCACAUGGGCGCAAUUGCCUCUGGCUUCACCCUCGUCCUCUUUUACUUCGGUCUUGAGGAGACAGCCUUUGAGCGCAAUCGCUACCUCAAUCUCCACCAGGCUGAGGAGCGCGACGCCAGCCGCGGCAAUGUUGAGGGUAUUCCCGCGGCUACUGGCGACCAUGUUGUCACCAAAGAUGCCGAGGAGAAGAACCUAUCGCCUCCGGUUGACGAAGAAGCUGCGAUCUCUCAAACCGCAUCUGCAGUGCGACGAGAGGAGGUCGAGCGCAACAGACUCGAGGCCUCGUUCGCGCGCAAGAAGUCUUACUGGCAGCGCAUUGCUCUUAUCACUCCAGCGUCCAACCUGCGCGGUUUGGGAUUGACGCAGUAUGUCCACCGCCUGUGGCACACGAUGCGCAUCUUUUCCUUUCCCGCAGUUUGGUUCGCUGGUCUUCAGUGGGGAAUGCAGAACAUUGCAUUGUCCUUCUACCUCACCGUCGAGGAGGAUUACUGGGUGAACGAGCCGUACAACUACAGCGACUCUGCUGUCGCCAACAUGAACAUUCCUUGUCUGAUUGGAAGUGUCAUCGGCUGUUUCUACGGCGGAUACUGCAGCGACAAGUUCAUCCUCUGGAAGGCUAAACGUAACAACGGCAUUAUGGAGGCCGAGUUUCGUCUCUACCUCAUGGCCCUCUGCGUGAUCAUCUUCCCAUUGGGUAUGUGGCUAUUCGGUAUCGGCUCAGCGCAUGGUUGGGACUGGCCUGUUCCCUACGUCGCGCUGGGCUUUAUCGGCUUCGGCUACGGUUGCGCUGGUGAUCUGAGCAUCACGUACCUAGCCGACAGCUAUCCCGACAUGGUUCUCGAGGGCAUGGUUGGUGUCGCCGUCAUCAACAACACCCUCGCCACCAUCUUCACAUUCGUGUGCAGCUACUGGAUUGACACCGGUCUACAGAACUCUUUCAUCGAGCUUGGUGUUCUUAGCUUUGUCAUUAUCAUGUCGUCGCUGCCCAUGGCUAUUUGGGGCAAGGCGUCGCGUCGCUGGACUUUGGAGCGGUAUGCCAACUUCUUGCGCAUUCGCGAUGGUAUGGACGGUUGAAAGGAGGAUAGGUAUCAUUCCUUUUCCUUGGGCAGACCGAGUGGUCUGAAUCGACAGGUUGUGUUUAUGGUCAGUGUCAAGGCUUGCUAAUAGUUCAAGCUUACUCCGGCUGUAACAGAUUUGAGUCUCAGGUGCUUCGCUGAAGUGAAGCAUCAUUAUUUGUGUUCUCCAGAUAUUGUUUUAUAUAUGCUUAAUAAGUAUUUACCCCGGCUAAUGAAUGUUUUGGUCUAUACAUCGG
Messenger RNA from Fusarium oxysporum Fo47, 2175 nucleotides. Its product is annotated as major facilitator superfamily domain-containing protein. The record is from RefSeq and is a predicted model, not a curated record. The transcript has a single exon. Gene Ontology annotation, biological process: transmembrane transport. Gene Ontology annotation, molecular function: transmembrane transporter activity. The coding region runs from base 204 to 1937 and encodes 577 amino acids. NCBI's taxonomy places the organism in Eukaryota, Fungi, Ascomycota, Sordariomycetes, Hypocreales, Nectriaceae.